CAGCCCUGCAACGCCAGAUCACCUUAUCGAGUGGCCAAACAUUUAUUAUAAAAGGUCGAGGGGCUCCCCCGUCUCCAACUUUCUUCUCUCCAUCAUCACCAUCUUCCUUUAACCAACGUCAAAUCAUCUCCAUCCUCUUUUGAUACCUUUAAUCCAUCUCACAUCUAUACACAUCACACAACCAUGUCUGGCCCUUACGAUCAGUACAACCAGGGUGGCUACGGUGGCGGCUACGGCCACAACCAGGGCUACCAGCAGCAGCAGGGUGGUUACCCUCAGCAGGGUGGCUACAACCAGGGUUACGGACAGCAGCAGCAACAUCAGGGCUACGGCCAGGACUACAACCGCGGCGGAAGCUCCAACGACUACUAUGGUGGUAGCAGCGGCGGCAGCUCCAACGAUUACUACGGCGGGCAGCAGCAGCAGCAGCACCAGUACGGCCAGCAGUCUCACGGCCAGUACGGUGGCCAGGAUUCCUACAACCAAGGUGACCAGCAGCAGGCUCCCGGCGGUGCCCAGGAGGGCGAGCGUGGACUUGGUGGAGCUCUCGCCGGUGGUCUCGCCGGUGGCUUCGCCGGCCACAAGGCUGACCACGGUUUCCUCGGAACCAUUGGUGGUGCCAUCAUCGGUAGCAUUGCGGAGGAUGCCAUGAAGAAGCACAAGAACAAGAAGGAGCAGGAGGGUCCCCCUGACUACGCCAGCGGAUACGGUGGUCCCCCCCAGGGCCCUCCCUCCAACCAGGGCGGCAUGAUGGACCAGCUGGGCGGCUUCUUCAACAAGCGGUAAAUGGGUAAACUCAUUUCUCAUGCCCGUUCACCUUGCCUUCCUCCGUUUUACCUUCAUCUCGUCGACGACUAUGCUACGACUCUGCUAAAGCCUAGAAUACUUUGAAUGUCUUUUGGCUGGACGGGAUCUACAUUGCUUUUCGACAUUUUCUUUUCGCCUUAUUCUCUUCUGGUCUAUUCUUUUCAUAUUUAUGUUGAUGGGGUGUUUUUCUUAUUUCCUGUUAUUUGCGAACCUGAGUAUACCCAGCUCAGUAUUUAUGAAAGCUAUGGAUACAAUUUUACAACGAUGACUCGGAUUCAUUAUC
Molecule: messenger RNA, 1090 nt
Organism: Aspergillus melleus
Lineage: Eukaryota; Fungi; Ascomycota; Eurotiomycetes; Eurotiales; Aspergillaceae
Gene: hel10
Product: putative high expression lethality protein Hel10
Exons: 2
Coding region: 184-786 (200 amino acids)
Source: RefSeq, a predicted model, not a curated record